AUGAACACGGGGCCACUUGCACCUUUUAUAUUCACAACUUAUAAUUCUCGUUUAGUUAGUACUUGUCAUUGGGGACUUGCACAUUCCACAUCGGAUACACGACCUGCCUUUAAAAUUCAAAAAACUACUGAAACUUUUGAUUAUUUACGAACGGUGGCUGCCGAUGUCCAUGUUGUAAGAGGUGAUUAUGAUGAAUCUCAUAACUGGCCUCUAUCAAAAAUCAUAACUCAUGGACCACUUCGUAUUGGUGUUCUCCAUGGGCACCAAGUGAUCCCAGUUGGUGAUACCGAAUCACUAUCAAUUAUCGCGCGACAAAUGGACGUGGAUAUUCUACUGACAGGGCAUACACAUCGGUUUGUUGCAUACGAUUACGAGGGAAAAUUCUUUGUGAAUCCUGGGAGUGCUACUGGUGCCUAUUCAGGAUUCGGCGCAGAUGCUAUAAUACCAUCGUUUGUAUUGAUGGAUGUUCAAGGGAAUGUUGUGACAACAUACGUUUAUCAAUUAGUCGAUGGCGAAGUCAAAGUAGAGAAAAUUGAAUACCGAAAAGCUUAUGACACGAGCGGAAGAGUUUUAUAA
This is a messenger RNA of Ambispora leptoticha, 576 nucleotides long. Lineage: Eukaryota; Fungi; Glomeromycota; Glomeromycetes; Archaeosporales; Ambisporaceae. The record is from the annotation of a GenBank genome assembly.